AACUUCAGUUUCCAUCUUUUUGUGUAGAUUCUGGCCAAAUCCUCCUGCUGAUCUCAAAACUAGGGCACAAGGGGGACCAUCUUAGUUAGAGUUAGGUUGUAGAAGAAAAGCUGGUCAUAUGAUAGUUUCAUGCCAAGCAGAGAGGAGUAUUUGGUAUACAUGAUUGUAUCCCACUGUUGAAGACCUUUGGACCACAUUGUAAACCCAGGAAGAGGCAAACAAGCCUGUAGGAAAACAACUUUGAACAUCUUGUUCUCUGACUAACAAGAAGAAUUUCUACGGAGAAGUAUGGCUGGUCGUGACGUCUUCCCAGUGGACCCUGUACUGGGGUGAAGGGCUCUGAUAACGCUGCACUUUUAAUUCACCUUUAGUGAUUUGUCAUUUUCCAACAGGCUAGUUCCUUCACCUUCACUCUUUCCUAUAGAAAAGGAGUGACAAAAAUGUGGUUUAAAGUUUAAAACUCUUUGAAUGUGUUAAGAUCACCUCUAAUAAAAAGGGAAUUAGCCUAGGCUUCAAGACCUAAUUUGGAAAACAAGGUCAUAAAUCAAAUCAUCUAUUGCAUACCUAUCUUAUCCUUUAUUUAUCUUUGCACAGUGCUGGUGAUCUAAUGCAGGGCCUCACAUAUGCUAGGAAAGUUCAUCUUGAUGGUAUUGGUGUGACUUUAGCCAGUUUGCCUAGUGGUGGAGACCUGGUAUUUCCUCAUGUUUAAUGUAGUCCCAACUCUCUGAUUUAAACUCUUGUUCCUUAUCCAGUUUGCAUGGAUAAUAAAUCUGGCUUUCUCUCUUCAGCCAACAACCUAUUUUCUAGUUCUCCAAACUUAUUCCACCUAGUGUCUCCAAAAAGUUAGCUUCAUGCAGUAGUGCAGAUAGUAGUGAUAUCUACUGCUGCUAUUUUGUAGUAGAGAUUUUUUUAGACAUGGAUCCUUCUUGAAAACUUCUCCCAGAUCUGUUUCUGACUGCUCUUUCUGUUUUGGUGAAUCCUUCUUCCUUAAAUAAAUGUUGAUGUGCUUAGGGCUUGUCUUACACUGAAUCUUCUCCCAAGGUUAUCUCCUUCCAUACUCUUGGAUUUCAUUCCACUCAAAUAUGAAGCACUAGCCUGAGUUCUCCCUGUGAACUUCAGACCAAUAUAUUUAGCUCCAUGUUGUGCUUUACCUGGGCAUUCCACACACACUAUUCAUUCCCCAAUACUCCUUGUCUUGUUUUCCCUAUUAUACUUGCAUUCUAGCUACCAAGGCUGUCAAACCAGAAGAUAGGGAAGUAUCCUGGCUUAUCUCCAUUUCCUUCACCCCACCCUUAAUCGAUCACCUUGUUCUUUCUCCUCUUUGUAUCUGAGUCUUAUAUAUUUAUCUUUAUCCCUAUAGCCUUUUGUGCACCUGCUUUCACUGUUGGGCUUCCCACCUUCAAUCUCAUGGUCCUCUACCCCAUGCCUCCCUGAACAGACUACUUCAUAACCUUGCUUAAAAGAUGACUUAUCAGAUGACUCUAUAAUUUGUUCCCAAGCCUUAUUCUCCAUCACAGUUAAUGUACAUCAUUUAGGUGUGCACCACUUUGUAAGAUGCUUUCUUCAAAACUGUUUGGAACAAUUAAGCAUACAUAUCCUUGCUGUCUGAAAUAUGAUUCUGAGAAUCUGCAGCACCUGUAUUACCUGGGAAUGUAUUUAAAAUCCAGAAUCUCACCAGGACCUAGUAUAACAGAGUUCUCAUUAAGGUCUGCAGGUGAUUUAUAUGCACGUUAAAGUUUAAGAAGCACUGAUUUAUAAUUUUUUUUUAAAUGAGGGACAGAAUUAAAGCUAAGGGAAAUUCUAAUGAAUCCAUAGCUGAGGUAAUACCAGUAUGUGCAUGUGGUCAGGUGCUAUACUUAAUUUUGGGGGGUAAUAAGGACAGUGCUGAUUUGGGGGAAGCCAAAUUGGACAACUGGAUUGAAGUUAAAAUUUUUAGAGUCUAUAAUAUAGACACUAGACUUAGUACUUAACUCUCCCACCACCUCUGUCUAGCCCAUUUUAUAUAUCUGGCUAUAUAUAUAUAUAUAGUAGGUAUAGUGAUAUAAUAGGCCAGAUAAAAGGUUAGACACUCCCUCCGACCUUCCCUUCCACAGAGCUAAAACCAGAUCCCCUACCUAUCCUCAGUAAGCUGUGAUAGAUAAAAGUCCAGACCUCCCCUCUUGAUUUCUCAAACUGCAGCCUCCCCCUGUCCCUCAGGGCCCACUCAUCCUUUAGCCCAGGUACAACUUCUUCAGAAAGCUCCCUGAAGAAAGUAAGUCCCUUGCCGUGGUCAAGGCCAUUAAGGCAUUUUCACACCAUAUAGCAAUCGUGUAUUUCCUGUGCUGGGAAUCAAACCAAGGGUCUCGCAUGCUAAUCAAUCGCUCUACCACUUAGCUAAGCCCACAGCCUCAAUUGAUUGUUUCUAGUGGCCAGUACACAGCUGUGUUGAAGGGACCAGGUUCUGAAGUGAGGUACGCUUAGGACCCCUCCAACAACAUUUGUUACUUUGAAACAUAUUUUCCUGCCUGGGCUUAUUCGCCUCAUUGUAAAAUAUGGCUAUUAAUAGUGCUUUACUGUCCAAAACUUUUGAGAGGAAUAAGCCAGCUGUACUCCCCAGGAGCCCAAGUGUAAGCAGUAAACUGCUAAACUGUUGCAGUAUUCAGAGGAAAGCUGGCAAGUAUUGCACCAGGUGGAUCUGAAGGCUUGUGCAGAGUCUUAGACUCUUCCCCACCUUUAAGGAGUCUGGUUGCUCUCUAGCGAGUAGGCGGCGCCAUCGGGUUGAGUGAUAGCGAGUGGCCCGCCCCGGGCGUGACGUCGUCCUAGUGUUGUUGCUGCGGCCGCACGUGGUCAACCAAGUCCGCCUCAGACUCAGCAGCAUUCCGCGCCACAGCACCAGCCCGGUUGCCUUCCUGCACCUCCUGUCUGCUAUGUCCACGUCCACGAGCUGCCCGAUUCCGGGGGGCCGGGAACGGCUGCCCGACUGCUACAGCACUACGCCGGGGGGCACGCUAUACGCCACUACCCCGGGAGGUCAGCGGGCCGGGUCGGAGUCCGCAGAGUGCUGGAAAACCAGCGCGCACCAGGAUCAUCUACGACCGAAAGUUCCUGCUGGAGUGCAAGAACUCACCCAUUGCCCGGACACCCCCCUGCUGCCUCCCUCAGAUUCCCGGGGUCACAACUCCUCCAACAGUCCUACCCUCCAAACUGGAGUUGCUGAAGGAGCAGAAGGAGACAGAGGAAGAGAUACCCGAUGACGCACAAUUUGAAAUGGACUUCUAAUCCAGUGCAGAUGAUCCCCCCGUGUGGCGUUAUAGAGGGAUCCCUCAUGCCGCUGUUGCCAACACCUCUUUCUGGGAUAUCCAAAGGACAGCUAGCCUCAUCUAAUCUGGAAAGGAGUGACUUGUUGGCUGCGGAUCUCCUUUAAUUCUGGGGCAGCUAGACCAGGGAUAGGAGUGGGCUACUUGCCAAGCCCUUAGAUCUCCUUUCUCUUUGGUCUGUAGGUACUCCUCCCAACCCCCAGGCCUCUAUGCUAAGGGCUAGGACUAGAGGACAGAAUAUGUCACCUUUUGGCUGCUUAGUAAACUUUCAAACAAA
Molecule: messenger RNA, 3573 nt
Organism: Marmota monax (woodchuck)
Lineage: Eukaryota; Metazoa; Chordata; Mammalia; Rodentia; Sciuridae
Gene: Eif4ebp3
Product: eukaryotic translation initiation factor 4E binding protein 3
Exons: 3
Coding region: 2907-3233 (108 amino acids)
Biological process (GO): negative regulation of translational initiation
Cellular component (GO): cytoplasm
Molecular function (GO): eukaryotic initiation factor 4E binding
Source: RefSeq, a predicted model, not a curated record